AUGGAAUGUGGUAUGGGGCCUACCUAUCCGAUGGGCCGCAUCCAAUGGCAAUUGCCAACUGCCCUCCAGGUUGCGCCUGCGAUCAUUUGGGGGCUGGGAACCUUUUUCACGCCUGAGUCCCCCCGUUUUCUGCUGUCUCGUGGGAAGCCAACAGAGGCUCUCAAGGUUCUUUGCGACUUCCGACGUCUUCCGGCCGAUAAUCCGUAUGUGGAUGACGAGUUUCGUGCGAUGCAAGCCCAGUUGGAGCGCGAAUUGGAGAUUGUGUCAGGCGCUUCAGUUUUGGAUCUCGCCAAGGAGACGUGGACCGAUAUACCAAACAGACGACGGUUCGUAUUGAUGUUUCUAGCGCACUUGUUUUCCCAGUGGAGCGGAGCCAAUGCGAUUCCGUCCAUAUUUGGACAUCUAGGCAUUCAAGGCGAAGAGGGCCGCCUUCUUGCUACUGGAGUCUAUGCUAUUGUCAAAUUCGUUUCAGUCUUGAUAUUCUCGGUCUUUGUUAUCGAUUUUAUCGGCAGAAGACGUUCUCUUCUUACUGGCAUAUGUCUCCAAAUUACCACGCUUCUGUUCAUUGGUAUUUACCUCAAGGUCACCAAUGGACGUGAUCCAGAAGACAUUUCUGCAGACCCGACGGCGAGGCGAGCAAGCGAGGCCGCCAUCGCGGCCAUCUACUUGCAUGCAAUCGCAUGGUCCAUAGGAUGGUUUUCCAUUCCAUAUCUCGUCAGCGCAGAAGUUUUUCCCAUCAGAAUUAGAUCCCUCUGCGUAUCUGUUCUCAUGGCCUUUCAUUGGGCCUUUUACUUUGGCUGCUCGCGAGCUAUGCCAUCCCUUCUGGCCGCUACCGAACGAUAUGGUGCAUUCAUAUUCUUCGCGAGCAUCUGUUCUGUGUCGCUCGUCUACGUCUAUCUUGCUAUGCCGGAAACCUCUGGGAGAUCCUUGGAGUCCAUGGAGAACCUAUUCAAUCGGCCGUGGUACACGGUAUACAAGGUUGCGUAUCCAAAGGCCGAAGAUCUCGCAGCUCGCCCGGUGGUAGGAGAUGGCGACGGUAGAAGGGAUGGAGGAAAGGAAGGAGAGAAUGGUGCGGUCAUCCACGUGGCUUAA
Colletotrichum acutatum is the source of this 1092-nucleotide messenger RNA. Its product is annotated as general substrate transporter. Gene Ontology annotation, molecular function: carbohydrate:proton symporter activity. NCBI's taxonomy places the organism in Eukaryota, Fungi, Ascomycota, Sordariomycetes, Glomerellales, Glomerellaceae. The record is from RefSeq and is a predicted model, not a curated record. Gene Ontology annotation, cellular component: membrane. Gene Ontology annotation, biological process: transmembrane transport; carbohydrate transport. The transcript has 3 exons. The coding region runs from base 1 to 1092 and encodes 363 amino acids.